CUCUGAGGAGAUUCUGUGUGAAGCUGUUAGAGAAAGCAGUGAAGUUUUCUGAACUUUCCUGCCUAUUAGAGCCAGGGAAUCUGUCCACCAGGGCUGGAUCAACCUCUCAGCUAGCACUAUGGCUUACUCUGAAGCUUCAACAAUUGAAAUGCCAGCCCUGGGCCACCCUCUGCGGCUGGGGAUGCUGUACGACUGCCGCAGCGACACUCUUAUACCAGGUAUCACUUUAUGGGGCAUUGAGGUUCUUAAGAAAGACGUGGAGACAAUGCCAAAGCACAAUACUGAAUUCCAGAUCAUUGCAUCUGAUUCCAUUGAAGAUAAAUCCUCCGCUCUUAGUCUGUCUGGAUCCCUGAAGGCCAGUCUCCUGGGGGGGAUGGUGGAAGUAGGUGGAUCUGCAGCAUUUUUAAAUAAUACAAAGAAAUCAAAAAAUCAUGCUCGAGUUGCUCUCCACUACUCAGUGACAAACUGUGAUCACCUGACUAUGAGCCAUUUGGGGACCGAGAACAUCUCUUAUCCUGCUGUAUUUGACCAAGGCACGGCCACCCAUGUGGUCACAGCUGUGAUGUACGGGGCUCAGGCUUUCUUUGUGUUUGAUCGAGAAGUUUCUUCAUCAAAGAGUAUGCGAGAGAUAGAGGGGGAAAUGAAACUGAUGGUGGAAAAGAUCCCAAAGGUUUCUGGAGGAGCAGAGGUGUCUGGGGAAAAGGGGAACAAGGCAGAAGAAAAAAAUGAAAAUUUCAGUUGCAAAUUUUAUGGUGAUUUUGCUCUGGAGAACAAUCCAGUUACUUACCAAGAUGCCCUGGAAGUUUACUCCACUCUCCCAAAGCAGCUUGGAGUCGCUGGUGAAAAUGCUGUGCAGGUGAGAGUCUGGCUGUAACCACUGAGCAAGCUGGAUCCCAGAGCUGCUCAGCUAGUGUGAGAGAUCAGCUCGGUGCUGGUUUAUGAUGCUCAAAGUGCCCUGGAGCACCUGACUGAGUGUGACAUCCGGUGCAAUGACAUGGUGCAGGACAGAACGGCUACAACCUUCCUCGAGAUCCAGAGGAAAAUCCAGCAAUUCAGAGAUCUGUGUAAACAGCACAGACAGACCUUCCAAAAAGAGCUAGCAAGAACCCUGCCCUCUAUCCGUGGCGGUGGAGCAGAGGAAGAGGCCCUUGUGGACAUUUUAACCAACAAGGAGCAAUCGCCAUUCGGUACCCAGCGACUCAAUGAAUUUCUGGAUAAGAAACAAGAAGAAAUGGAUUUUCUCAAUUCCUACUUGGCUGAGCUAGGGGAGGUGGAAGUCAUAUCCUCCAGGAAUGAGCUACAACGUAUAGUUCUCAGCCCCAGGCAUGACUUUGUUGUGUCUCUUACACUCACUUCAUUGCACAAUGAGGAAUCCUACUUAUCAGAAUUGAACCUUUGGCUGAAGAGACAAUUUAUGAAGAAAACUCAUGAUCCAGCGUUAGCCAGUUCUGCCUGUGAUAUGCCAAAAUCCAAACUAUGGUUUGAGGACGAAGAGAUAAGAAGAAAAGCACGACAAGCCGUAAAGUCUCUCUCUGACUUUUCUUAUGUCAACAAAUCUAACGGGGAGACUCGGUUCAUUGUGGCCUCUGUUCCAGACAAGGACAAUCCAGGCGCUUCCAUUUAUCUGUAUGAAAACAGAGAGCUGAUCAGCACCAGCUUUGAGCCUCCAUCAAAGCCUCUUCCUCCCCUGAUUGAUGGAAUCAGACAUGACCAUGUGCAGCUCACAUUUAACCCAGCAGCCUAUGGAAGGGCUGCGAUAUCCGGCUACAGGGCAGAGUACAGAAUUGUAGGGCAGGAGGACUGGAUGGCUGUGACUGUAAACAACACACAAGUGACAUUCACAGUAACGGGGUUCCAUGCAAACACCAAGUACCAAUUCCGAUACGCUGCAGUGAGCAAACCAGGGCUCAGCGAGAGCAGCGACAUGAGUGAUCCUGUGAAGACUCUUCCUACCAGCCCUCCUCGGAAGCCUGGAAAAAUUACUGUAGAUUCAUCAGCCAUUGAGCUCACCUGGGAGUGUCCAACUGUGGUUGGAGAAGGAGUUAUUAUAAGCGAGUAUAAGGUGGAAUAUAAAGAGGAGUCCAGAGAUAUGAGUCAUGAAGGGAAAGACAAAUGGAUAGAACAAAGAACAGGAGAGAAAACCAAGUUCUGUAACAUUGAUGGACUGAGGCCUGAGACCCCCUACAGAUUCCGAGUGUCAGCUGUGUGUGCGGACGGGGCUGUGAGUGAUCCAAGCGAGGAGACUUCCAUUUCAACAGUAAAGGUCUGGGCAAAUCUCCCAGUAUCAAGUAUGGCCUCUGUUGAGAAUGCAGCCAUUGAGAUGCCGGCUCUGGGUCGUCCUUUCCAGCUGGGGAUGCUGUAUGAUUGCUGCACAGACUUCAUCAUCCCAGGCAUCACACUAUUGGACAGUGCGGCUCUUAGGAAGGACAUGGAUAUGCAAAAACAAUACAAGACUGAAUUUCAGGUUAUCGCAUCUGACACCAUUGCAGAGAAAGCCUCUGCACUCCAUGCUGGUGAAUCGCUGAAGGCCAGUUUCCUAUGUGGUUUACUUGAAAUGAAUGGAUCUGCUGUAUAUUUAAGUGACACCAGGAAAUCCAGACAUCAGGCCCGAGUUACUCUCCAAUACAAAAUGACAAUGAGGUCUGAGCGUCUGACAAUGAGCCAUUUAGGACAGCAGGUUAUUUAUCCUCCUGUAUUCGACCAAGGCAAAGCCACCCAUGUGGUCACAGCUGUGCUGUAUGGGGCUCAGGCUUUCUUUGUGUUUGAUCCGGAAGUUUCUUCGUCUGAAAGUGUAGAAGAGGUGCAGGGAAAGAUGAAACUUACUAUAGAAAAAACACCAAAGAUUUCAGAAGAAGAUGGAGAGUCCAAAAUGGAGGAUAAGGAAACAGAAAAUACUGAAAAAAUCACUUGUACAUUCUAUGGUGACUUUGGUCUUGAGAACAAUCCAAUUACUUAUCAAGAUGCUGUAAAAGUUUAUUCCACCCUCCCCAAGCUGCUGGGAGACAAUGGGGAGAAGGCCGUUCCAGUGACAGUCUGGCUGUAUCCACUCAUCAAGCAAGAUUCCAGAAGCACUCAGCUGAUACGUGAGAUUAGCAUCAGGCUGAUUUCUAAUGUUGAAGCUGUCAUGGAGCACCUCACAGAAUUAGAUGUGCGGUGCAAUGACAUGAUGAAGGACAGAACUGCCACAACUUUCCCUGAAAUCAAGAGGAAAGUCCAGCAAUUCCAAGCUCUGUGUAAUCAGUACAGACAGGCUUUUCAGCGACAUCUAUCAGAACUCUUACCCUCUAUCCGUGGAGGAGGAGCAGAGGAACAGGCCCUGGUGGACAUUUUAAGCAGCAAAGAACAAUCACCAUUCAAUACACAGCGACUCAAUGAAUAUCUGGAUACAAAGGAGCAAGAGAUGAAUUUAGUGGAUUCCUACAGAAUGUGGAAGUCGUAUCCUCCGAGAGUGAGCUAGAAAAAAUAGUCGUCAGCCCUGAGCAUGAUUCAGUUGUGUCUUUCACACUUACUUCAUUACACAACGAAGAACCAUAUUUAUCAGAUUUGAACUUUUGGCUUCAACAACAGUUUCUGGAGAAAAUUCAUGAUUCAGCA
Molecule: messenger RNA, 3594 nt
Organism: Dermochelys coriacea (leatherback sea turtle)
Lineage: Eukaryota; Metazoa; Chordata; Testudines; Dermochelyidae
Molecular function (GO): protein binding
Source: RefSeq, a predicted model, not a curated record